CCAUGAAGGAAUUGAUAAAUAUAAAUGUUAUUCAGUUUUUCGUCUAUUCGUCAAUAAGUUAUCAAAUAUCACCGUUUACUUUAUUUCUAACCUAUAAAGUGUCCUGUACGCUCAAUACAGUGAUUAUUCGUAUCGUUUUGUAUUUUCAAAACGCAUUUCACGUGUUUCGGGUUUGUUGUGAUUGGUGCAAUACACUUUCUAAGAUGGAUGAUCAUUUUGGUUGGAUUGUUGUGGAAUUUUGUGACGAUGAAAAUGUUGAAGUAGUGUCGAACUUUUGGUUGAAAAAUAAUUCUUGUGCUUGGCCUAAAGCUUCUAAGCAAGCAAAGAAAUAUAUCCAAAAAAGAAUUAAGCCAAAUAUGAAUGACUUCAUAUUUUACAAAUCCAGACUAAUUGGAAAUAAAGUGUAUAAUUCAUAUAAUGAAGCGAAAAGAAAAUUGCCAUUGGCAAUUCAUAAAUCUGAUUUAUCAAGUGCUGAUGACAUCAUUGGUGGGAUAACAAAAAGAAAAAGGAAAUGCCCUUAUGAGUAUAGAGGCCAAAGUUUGUCUCCCACUUUAAUUAUGAAAUCAAAAAAAUUGAAAGUCAACAAUUAUGUUUCUCAAUCAGCUCAUUCAAACAAAGAAAUAAAUAAUUUUGAAUCUUCUGAUAAUUCCAAUGAUGCCUCUUAUGACUCAGACAAAGAUCCUCUUUGGAAAAUUGACAAAAGCCAAAGGAACUCUGUUAUUGAUGGUAUUAAUUGUAUAACUCCUGUAAAAAAUGCCUCUGUGUUAGUUAAUAAACCUAUUGACAAUACAGAACAUAUAAUUCCAUCUCCUGUUGGAACUUGGACAGUUGAAAAAUACGAAGAUACACAAUUAUUAUAUAAAACAAGUUCUGAUCGCAGUAGUAUCAAAGUUAAAAAAGUAUUAUUUUGUGAUCAAAUUAUUGAUAACUCAGAAUCAAGUACUACAGCUGAUGUUUUGAAAUUGCCUCAAGAUACUAAUAUUUCUCAAAACCAGUCAAAUAUAUCUGAUGUAAUGGCUAAUAAAAAUACUUCAGCCAAAGAUAUCAUAAAUCUUGAUAGUAUAUUUCCUAUUAAAACUCAUGGUGAAUUAGAAUCUUUGGAAAUAAAAAUUAAGGCUGAUGAAAACUUUAAAAAUACAUUGAUUACUCAGUUAUCAGUAUUAAUUGAUAUUAAUGAUCUUGGAAAUAGUGUUCGAAGAAUUGUAUCAAGAAUGUUAAGUGAUGUUUUGCUAUCUGAAUAUUCGUUAUAUGGAUUUAAAUCAAAGCUGUGUUUCUCAAGUUUACAUUGCUAUCGAGUUAUUAUAGAUGCUAUAAGAGUAAAUGUAAAGUACAGUGUUGUUCCUGAAAAAGAAAUUGAUAAUUCGCUAGGAAUUUGGCUAUCCCAUGCACCAUUUCGUAUUAAAAAGCUUAUUUCGAAAAAAAGAAAAACUCUCCAGAAUUCUUUCUUCAAAGUAAAUAAAUUUGCAUUUUAG
Molecule: messenger RNA, 1472 nt
Organism: Sipha flava (yellow sugarcane aphid)
Lineage: Eukaryota; Metazoa; Arthropoda; Insecta; Hemiptera; Aphididae
Exons: 10
Coding region: 3-1472 (489 amino acids)
Source: RefSeq, a predicted model, not a curated record